Messenger RNA from Ostreococcus lucimarinus CCE9901, 639 nucleotides. RefSeq lists its product with no specific name. The transcript is spliced from 2 exons. Gene Ontology annotation, molecular function: phosphoribosylanthranilate isomerase activity. NCBI's taxonomy places the organism in Eukaryota, Viridiplantae, Chlorophyta, Mamiellophyceae, Mamiellales, Bathycoccaceae. The record is from RefSeq and is a predicted model, not a curated record. Gene Ontology annotation, biological process: L-tryptophan biosynthetic process. The annotation marks the transcript as partial.
AAACCGAUCGUCAAGGUGUGCGGGAUCACCACGGUGCGCGAUUGCGAGAGCGCGUGCGAGCACGGGGCGAAUUUCGUUGGGAUGAUUCUCUGGCCAAAGUCGAAGCGGUCGGUGGACGAGGCGACGGCGAAAGAGAUCGUGGCGUGCGCGAAAGCGAAGGGCGCCGUUCCGGUGGCGGUGUUCGUGGACGAAGAUGCGAGCGAAAUCACGCGCGUGUGCGACGCGAUCGGGUGCGAUCACGCGCAAUUGCACGGCGACGGCGCGCGGGACGCGUUGGAGACGCUGCCGAUGCGCUUGAAGGCGAUUUGGGUGCUCAACGCCGACGCGAACGGGCAAAUCGUCUCCAAAUUCCCAGGAGACGAAGAAAACGGGCCGCGACGCGUGGUGGACUGGUUGUUGAUCGACGGCGUCAACGCCGGAAGCGGGACGGCGUUCGAUUGGUCCAAGCUCAAAGCCCCGCGCGGGGCGUCGCGCAAGGGUUGGUUACUCGCGGGCGGGCUGAACCCCGAAAACGUGGCGCAAGCGAUCGAGACGGCGAAUCCCACCGGCGUGGACGUCGCGAGCGGCGUCGCCGACGAAGGCGGCGUCGUCAAGGACGCGGCGAAGAUCGCCGCCUUCAUCGGCAACGCGCGCGCCGCG